This is a messenger RNA of Trematosphaeria pertusa, 922 nucleotides long. RefSeq lists its product as uncharacterized. NCBI's taxonomy places the organism in Eukaryota, Fungi, Ascomycota, Dothideomycetes, Pleosporales, Trematosphaeriaceae. Bases 88 to 747 code for a protein of 219 amino acids. The transcript is spliced from 2 exons. The record is from RefSeq and is a predicted model, not a curated record.
GUCCCGUCCGGCUUUCCGACGACGAUCACUGAGCUGACUGGCAGCUCGCAUGGCGGGGCCGUGCAGUGCUGAGGUCGGUAAAUUCGGAUGGCUUCGAGGUCUCCUCAUGCCUUCGUCACGAACAGCGUUGAUCCAGGCAACUGGCCUUCGUACUGUCCCCGCUUAUUCUAUGUUUGUUUUGGUGCAGUGGUAUUGGUUGAGAGGCGUCGCGAGACGUCUGAUGCUUUGCAGCGUCGGACGCUCGAACCAACGCCUGAUGUCGCCUCAUCAAUAUGGAAAUCUGGAGGACGAACUCCGUCGAUUCCAGAUCCGCUAGAUCCCCGCACCGCCACAAUUUCUCGUCUCACGCCAUCUGCGGCACUCUACCGACCUCAGCGCCCAAACCACGCUCUUGAGGCAGUUUCAGAUAGCGCGAGACUAACGGCAAUACUCAGAACUGGGAGUCAACGUAAAAUCAUAUUUCGACCUCAUCUGCCGGACAGAGACAGAAGCCAUUUCCACAUCAUCAUCGAUCGCAUGCAUUGCAGCCAGGAGCAACCCAUUCACCGCUAUGACCCACUAAAAAGCUAUCCCAGAAUGACACCGGAGGCACAGCUGAUGGAGCAUAUUGAUGGCUCGAAUCGCACGCAGCGGAUAGUCCGCACCGGCCCUUCCCAGUUGGGAUGUGACUGCGUCGCUGCGAAGCAGAGCCUGGCUUCCCAGUUACUGCCGGCGCAUGCAUAUCACCAAAAUUGGAUGCGCGAUUAACCUCACCGGGCGUCGGCAAUCGAAACGGACCGAAGCUUGUUUCAACCUCUAUGCCAGAAGCCCAAGGUGUUGCUGUAACCUGCCAAUCGAACCCGCUCCUUUGGAUACCCUCCUGUCGAACCUCCUUCCCUCCUAUCACGAACCAGGUAUCAACACAGCGUGCUAUCAGGCCGAU